Xiphophorus hellerii (green swordtail) is the source of this 3680-nucleotide messenger RNA. Its product is annotated as chloride channel CLIC-like protein 1. Gene Ontology annotation, cellular component: membrane; endoplasmic reticulum. The transcript has 10 exons. Lineage: Eukaryota; Metazoa; Chordata; Actinopteri; Cyprinodontiformes; Poeciliidae. Gene Ontology annotation, molecular function: chloride channel activity. Bases 1225 to 2538 code for a protein of 437 amino acids. The record is from RefSeq and is a predicted model, not a curated record.
UGACUGUACAGAUCUGAACUGUGUUUUUCAUCUUUAAGGUUAAUGUCUCAGUUUUGGGAACAUGCGGUCAAAGUAAGACAUCAAAUAGGAGAGCCUUAGGUUUUGUGUGACUUCCUAGUGUAGAUAAGAGUUUCACUGAGCCAUUGUUGAAGACUACUUACAGUAGUCCACCACAAAUUAUUGACAUUACUUUGUUUUUUAAAAUAGAUAUGAAGAUAUCUGAUCGUUAUGUAGAGCACAAAGAUUUCAGCAGAGCAGGAAAAGAUUACAAUCACUAUAGUCUAGCUUACGGGUGCCCAUGUCCAGUCUUCAAGGGUCACUGUCCAGCAACAUUUUGAUGUAUCUCUGCUCCAUCACACCUUCUUUAACAACCUGAAUUUCCUUAUUAACAUGUUCUGAUUCAGAUGAGUUGGAGAGGAGAUGCAUCUAAAAGUAGCAGGAUGGUAGGGAGCUAGAAAUGGAUUUAGACUCCAUUGGUUUAGCAUAAAAGUGACAUAUACAGUAUAUGGUCUUGUUUUGGGACAUCAUUGUGAGUCUGGAUGUUUCUUAUUUUGGCAGUAAUGCUCAGUUGUAAUAAGAAAUAAUUUCAGACAUCUUAAAGUGCAGUGACAGAAUAUGACUUUCUAUAUUUGGAUACUCAAAGCAAACAUCUGGAAGUGAGGAUACUCCCUUAACAGGGCAAUUUUGUUUGCCCUGCUGUUAUGGUUAAUCAAACUGAACAACUGGUUUCUGUCAGUCAACUUCAAGAUGCCUAAAUUCAUACUCUGACACACCUUCCAAGCUAUUCAUUCUUGUAUUUUAAUCUAUGCCAGAAUCUAAGUGUGCAUGUUAACCCUUCUUGCUUUGGGGUUAUUAGCUUAACACUCUGUGUUGACUCUGUGCUCAUGAUGCUACAACUCCUUUGCAAUCUUAAAAUCUGUACCUUCCUCAGCAUAUGAGAUAAAUUAAUUACUUGGCAAACUUUCAUUAUCCUCCUAUUUUGAGAGCAUAAUUAAUAGGUUAGCGUGAGUGACUCUGUUAGCUCGUUCAGGUGAUGUGUCUUUAUAUAGAUUCAAGGUUUCUACUCUCCCCCCACCUGCCAGGUAUGUUCCCUCCCAAUUUUGUUUGCCUCCGGCAUAGCUGCUGUUUGAGAAACCAGACCUGAUAUAAAGCACCUUGACUCAGAUCAUCUUUUCACUUUGUUCCAAUCUGCAGGAUUGUGUGUGGAAACCUUCUGAGGAAAGAAUGUGGAGUCUCUUUGAGAUUGUGGCAAAACCAAAACCGAGGUAUGAUUUAGUGUUGAAGAGGUUCCUUGGCAGGCUCCUGAGGGAAAUAUACAGGGCUGGUGAGCCCACAGACUUCAACAACUUAUACUACAAUGCCAAAAUCAAGCUGUCAAGAUCAACUAUAAGGGAAAUUGAAUUGUUUAUGAAUGAUGAAGACAACUGCAGACCCGAGGCUUUGGAUGAUGCUCUCAGUGGCAUACUGGUGGAACUUAAACCUCACAAUUUUUUCACCAGUUUUGAAUACAUGUUUGGAGUAGAUAUUGUCCCAAUGUUAACAAUCGGGUUGUUUUCAAUCAUUUUUUUACUUAUUGCCUUAAUUAAGCCACGGCUAAGAGUUUCCUGGCUGAAGUGUUUCAUUACAACAUUUGCCAUCUCCUUCUUUGCCAGCAUUCCUUGGAACUGGCUCUAUCUGUACAAGGGAGCCUAUGCAAAACACCAGAGCAAACUAAUGAAAGUGGAAAUACUCCAUAAAGAGUGCAUGAAACUGCAGAAUCUUAGCUGGUUUGGUAGUAUUCGAGAAUGGUUCAGAACCACUUGGACUUUUCAAAGCGACCCUUGUGAGGAAUACCUAAAGAUCCUCCUAAUUGACCCCUUUCUCGAGGUACCGCCAAUCAAGGCAUUUGUGUACACAUUGACCACCUUCAUCAUAGAGCCACUGAGGGCCUUAGGAGAAGGGAUGGGUGGUUUCUUUCAAGCACUCGUCAAAGAUCUACCAUUUAUCCUUUGGAUACCAGUCCUCAUCAUUAUCACCAUAUUAAGUUUGGGAGCUCUGAUGGUAGGACUGCCAGCAGUUUUCCCUCAGCAAGUGAGACGUUUUCUACCCUGGUUGGAUAGAAACCAGGGCACACAAGCACCUAACCAACUCCAAAAUGACAAUGUCAGGAUAGAGCAGAUUGUCAUUUAUCAAAGCCAACCCAACAGCAUUCUAAGAAGUGCUGACCGUCCACAAACUGAGGGGGUUCCUGACCCUGAGGGGUGCCAGGGAAGCACUGAUGAGAGGAAUAAUAUCUCUAUUAAUUCCGGCUUUGAAGACCAGCAGGAGAUGUGGGAGGAGGUCAGGUGGAGUACUGUGACUCCAACAGACCAAGCAAAAGGCAGUCAACUUGAAUUAGAUUAUUCACAGGUAAAGAAUAAAAAGGUAAAAGCAGAGAAGAAAGGUUCUCAUGAUGAGCCUUGUGGAGACGGUGCAGCACCUGCACCUUUGGCGUACAGGAGAAAGGGCGUCAGCAUCUCUCAGAUUCACACUGAAAAUAUUUCUGCUCAGAAGAUAUGAUCAGCUCCAAUGGAUUACCUGUACUUAUAGCUCAAAGCUAAAUAACAUCGGUAUUUACUAUCAGUGAUGGCUGUUCACUUCAAAAUGCAUUAAAUGAGAACAAUUGGAUUCAAAUUAAGCUGAACCAAUACUGAGCAGUUUGUUGUCUGGUCUGCAGCACUGUAGCUGCAUUAAGGAAGAGCUGAUUGUAUCAGGAGGACUUUGUUCCCAUUGAUUCUCUCUUAAACUGAUUUAGUUCAGACUUUUUUUUACACUGUGUUUAAAUAUUUUAUCUAUUUCCUAUAAUCAUGGUGGUGGAGCAAUACUACAGGAUAGAUUCAUGAAACAUGAAUGUGCAAUAACCAGAUACUUGGUUUAGUAUGAUAAUUUAAGCUUCUUGUUUGCAUUAAACACAUACAACUUGAAAUAUUUACUCACGUUAUUUUAUAAUGUCUGUUUUAAUAUUUUUUUCUCUAGAAAUUAAACUCUUUAUAAAAUAUAAAAAGAGUGCAGACAAUAUGAAUGAGUGCAAUAUUUUUUACUUAGAUUCUUAAGACCUAUAAAGGAAUUAACUUUUUAAAAAUAUUUUUUACAGACUUUGUGAGUUAGUGUCAAAGAUACAGAUGUCCUUUUGUACGGAUAUGUUGUAAGACAUGCAACAUAAAAAGCAAAAACAGAGGCCACAUUAUACAUCCCAUUUAACAAGUUAAAAUUAGGAUUAAAAAGUGCACUCGAUAUUCUUGAAGGAUAUGGAUUUUCAGCUCAUAUUGACUGCUGUGGCAGCUGUUGCAUAAAUCGGCUCUUGCUUUAUUUGUUCUUAAAAAAUCUGCCUGUCUCUACUUCUGCUUAAAAAGAUUAUAAGGUUUGGACAGACAUAGUUUCUUUCUUUGUAAAAUGGGCUUGGUUUUUAUGUAGAUUUACACUGUGAGACAUUUAAACAAAUAUGUAAUUAGAAAAUGUUGCCAGGCACUAGACAACCAACUCAUAAAGUUAUUACAGACCCAGAUAUGCAUCCAGUCAUCUGUGUGUGAUUGUCAUUGAAAAUGUUAAAACACCUCAAGUUCUGUCAUAUUUGAAGGGAUUCAAGGUUUUCUUUUCACUGUUUGUAUUUUUACACAGUUGGUGUUACACUGCCUGUUUAUGAUAAAAAGAUGUUGAAAUAC